UCUCAGUCACCCCAGAACCCAUGGAACAAGCGUUGAAAACAACGUGAGACUGUACUCCAAUCUUUGCUUCUGCCGCCAGACUAGCCCGUCCCACACUCUCUGUGAUCAGCUAUCCACGCCACAAUACAAUUUCUAGAUUCUGUCGUAUAACGAGACCGAGAAGCUAUGACGGACACGCCAACGAUUACUCUGUACGUUCACUAUCGGGGCCCGAAAGCGUUAUGGAUGAAAGAGGAGAAACCCGCGGCUGCAUACCUCGACGCUUUCAUCAGCAACGACCUCCAGACACUCGGGUUGCCUCUCCCGCAGGAUUGCGUAUGUAAGGGACUGUCCGGGCUGGCGCUGUGCACAUGGAGGGAGCAAGGAAACUUGGACCUGGAGGCUCGCAUCUCAAUCGCUUACGAGAGGAUCGACGCCGAAGCCUUGCCCCAAUCUCACAUCUCUAUGAUUGGCUUGCGAAUGUGUGGUCAGUAUAAAUAUAAAUCUGCGCCGGGGAUCAAGGGUCCGACCAAGAAGGCCGCUAAAUAUGCUGCCCAACCUACUGGACCGAUGCAUGCGUCUCCGGGUGGGAAGGUCCCCAGUGCGCCGAAGUCUAUCACCUUUGCAAGAGCAGAGGCCUCGCCCCUGGCUCGUCCAAUGAAUGAUUAUGCGCACGUUUCUCGACAAAGAUAUCACGACAACGGAUGGAAGAACGACGACGCAUGGCAGAGGUCCAAACCCAUCGGCCAUUCCCUAUCUCACGAACACCGUCCACGGAUAACACACACGACAGAAGCCCUCAACCGUCCGCCCGCCUCACUGCACAAGAACUUGCUCCCCAUCGUCAAAAUGGAAGACACAAGCUCCGAAGCAGCCCUCCUCCGACCGUCUCUCCCUACGUACCCGCCCGCACCCGCACAAAGCACCCAGACCCGACCGCGAAGCCCCAGCCCCUCAAGCGCCUCGUCGGUUUCCCUCCCCUCGUUCCAGUCGACGCGGAGUGCCGCCUCCAGCGCGACCUCUGCACCACCCAAGGACACGGACAGCGUCAGCAGGCUCACGCGCGAAGUGUCGGAUGUCCGGCGGGAGCUCUCCGCGCUUGUUGCGCGGGAGGACGACCUCGUGCGACAACUCGAACGGCUGGGUGUACGACCUGCGCCUGAGCCCUCCGUGGUCCCUCGGAAUGCAGUCGCGGAUGUGCGCAAAGCGACGGAGGGCGAAAUCUCUAACCUCCGCGCCGAACUCAAAGCCGAGUCCGACGCCCGCGCCGCUGCGAAACACGCGCUGCAGCAGGAGCGUCAUCGGCGCGAGCGCUCAGAAAGCACUCUGGCGGACGUCCGCAGGGAGUGCAGCGCGCCGUUCGUCGUCCCCUCGCUCAUGGAUGCGUUCGUGCAGAUAUCGCACCUCACGGGAGAGAUAUUGGCUGCCGGAACGGAACGUCGGGGAGGGUCAUGAGGCGAUGCGUGGAUGCUCGGUCGCGAGAAGAGGUAUUUUAUUGUUUAUCUAUGCGUUCGUGCGUGCUUCGGCGGGACGCUGCCUGCUGUAGUGUAUGCCGCGCGUGUAUCGAAUACUCGUGCUUGGGCAAUGAAUACACAUUAUGGACAAGGCUAC
Rhodofomes roseus is the source of this 1590-nucleotide messenger RNA. RefSeq lists its product as uncharacterized. Bases 166 to 1434 code for a protein of 422 amino acids. NCBI's taxonomy places the organism in Eukaryota, Fungi, Basidiomycota, Agaricomycetes, Polyporales, Fomitopsidaceae. The record is from RefSeq and is a predicted model, not a curated record. The transcript is spliced from 7 exons.